AAAAGUUGGCUUACUAAUGACAUUAUAUAGCACGUCCAGAACGGAAGUCCUGCAUACUGGAUGGAGACUGGAUACUUUCCGCAACCAAACCACUUUACAGUCUUAAAACUCAAAAACAUUAAAACGAGGAACACAACACAUCCAUCCAUCCAUCAAAUAUUGUGUUCCGUCACUCAUUUUCCCUGCCAAUCUCAACAAACAACAAACCUUUCCCAGAAAAUAAUAUAUCAGCAAAUGGAAAUCAACUUUGUCAUUACGAGUACAAUUAUUCCUAUCAUCUAGGAAAAUUCGCGACAUUUUUAACCUUCGCCUUCAUUACCUUUCAAAUUCUGGGAAAGUCUCCCAUGAUAUCGACGAGGCUGCGUCAAUCCACAAUUGUCAGCAAACCUCCUCAUUCCACCCACCCCCUUGAACGACAUUCAACUUAAUAUCCAUUCAUCGAGACCAUCCAAAUUAUAUCGCAAACCCUAGUAAAGCCGUCCGGCUAUUGCUCUAUUGCUUCUUCCCACAACAAAUACUUCUCCACAUAAUCCCCCUUCAUUCAUCCAUCAUGAAGAGUCGACCUCCUAAGAUGCCUCUCAUCAACUCCGGAUUUCCGUCUCGUGCGACUCCUGAGAUAGUUGAUGAUUCGCAUUCAUCUACAAGUAAUUCACCUGCGCGUGCUGAUUACGAAGAAUCCGAUUUCUUUACCGGCAACAACGAUUCGCAAUCUUCAAUCGGCGUGCCAACUUUCCAAGAUAUGGCUGUCACAGAAACUUGUAUAGCGGCAUCAAACAGACUGCCGGCAGAAGUUCUCAUCAACAUAUUCUCAAAACUCGCCCAUCCAAACGACCUUUUAUCUUGCAUGCGAGUAUCUAAAAAAUGGGCUAGGAAUAGUGUUGAUUUAUUAUGGCACCGACCCGCAUGUUCGACAUUUCCGAAACUUGGGCACAUUUGCAACACGCUUACCCUAGAGAACCCCUACUUCGCAUAUCGAGAUUUCAUCAAAAGAUUGAAUUUAGCCAUUUUAUCAGAUCGCGUCAGUGAUGGGACCGUUCAACCUCUUUCCGUAUGCACAAGGGUGGAACGAUUAACCUUAACCAACUGCGAGGGUAUCUCAGAUAGCGGAUUGACUGGACUCAUUACUGAUAAUAGUCACCUACUCGCUCUUGAUAUUUCUGGAGUUAAACAAAUCACCGAUACUUCCAUGUUCACUUUGGCGGAGCACUGUCGUCGAUUACAAGGUCUGAAUAUAUCACAAUGCGUUGGAAUUACCUCUGAAUCUAUGGUGAAAGUGGCAGAAAGUUGCCCCAACCUUAAACGUGUAAGUUAUCACAGGUUGAUUCAAAAUCUAUACUGACAUAAUUUUAGCUUAAAUUAAAUGAGUGUGAGCAAUUAGACGACAGAGCCAUCAUGGCAUUCGCUGAAAAUUGCCGUAACAUCCUCGAGAUCGAUCUGCACCAAUGUAAACAUAUUGGAAAUGACCCGGUUACUGCCCUGCUCACAAAUGGAAACGCUCUUCGAGAACUUCGAUUGGCGAGUUGUGAAAAGAUCACCGAUAUGGCAUUCCUCAACCUACCUCACAAAGCGGCAUAUGAUCAUUUACGGAUAUUGGAUCUCACAAGCUGUCAUAAUCUCACAGAUGCCGCCGUUGAGAAGAUCAUUACUGUUGCUCCAAGAUUGAGAAAUUUAGUGUUUGCAAAAUGUCGACUCUUGACAGACCAUGCAGUCAAUUCCAUUAGCAGGUUGGGAAAAAACCUUCACUACCUCCACCUUGGACAUUGUGGACAAAUCACUGAUACUGCUGUUAUCAAACUGGUUCAAGCAUGCAAUCGUAUUCGUUAUAUCGAUUUAGGUUGUUGUAUUCACCUCACAGAUGCAUCCGUCACAAAGUUAGCCACACUCCCCAAAUUAAGGCGUAUUGGUCUAGUCAAGUGUUCGUCUAUCACAGAUGAGAGCGUUAUAGCAUUAGCUAUCGCGCAAAAACAACGACAAAUAGGUCAUCGAGGUCAUCAUAUCGACGAUGCAUCUUACAAUGGAAGUUGUCUAGAAAGAGUACAUCUUAGCUAUUGUACUAAUUUAACACUUUCGGUAAGUGGAAGAUUAUCACGAUUGAGGUUUAUUGCUAAUGACAAGAUAGAGCAUAAUUUUGCUACUUAAGAAUUGCCCGAAGUUGACUCAUCUGAGUUUGACUGGCGUUCACGCUUUUCUUCGACAAGAUCUUGAACAGUUCUGUAGAGAUGCCCCUGCAGGUAAAUUAUUUCCUUCUCAUACUUGUUUUUUAUUUACUGACCAUUCAUAGAAUUUAAUGAACAUCAACGCAAUGUAUUUUGUGUCUUCUCCGGACCUGGUGUGAAUGGUCUACGUAAUUUUUUGGUUCGAGAUGAACGACCAAUUAGCAACGAGGAUGAAGAUGACAUUGUUAUUGAUCAGGGUAUGGAUGCACCAGCCAAUACAGACGCUGAUGACGACCAAACAAUGACUGGCAUGAUGAACGCUACUGGACUAAAUAAUGAGGAAAACGACGCUGAUGACGACGAAGUUUUAGAUGAUCAGCAGUUUCCGGUAUUUCCAUAGUACUCAUAUUGAGUUCCACGUAGGCCAAUAUCUUGGAGCACCUCAUAAACUAUCUUCUUAAGCAUAUGAGGCAUACAAUCAAUUCGAAUAGAGGUCAGCGAGCGGGCAUUGACAUAUCCGAUCAUUGGGAAAAUGGAGUUUAGGGGUGGGCAAGGUUUAAUUACGGACGAACAUACCCAUUUCGUUACGAAUCAUUUUUCGUACACCAAUCUGUUUUGGAAUGGACUGAAUGCAUUAUGAUUGAUUACCUUUAUGGUACAUAGAUAUCAUUUUCUUAAGCGAGGGGGAAAGUCGGGAUAGUAAACCUUUAGGUGUAUCAUUUGUAUAUACGCAUUUCUUGGCGCUUGGGAUGAAAGUUGAUGGUGGGUUUGGAGGGAUUGUUUUGUGUUUCUAACGGGGUGUAACCUGGGUUGGGGGUUAGGAUAGGGGG
Molecule: messenger RNA, 2986 nt
Organism: Sclerotinia trifoliorum
Lineage: Eukaryota; Fungi; Ascomycota; Leotiomycetes; Helotiales; Sclerotiniaceae
Source: the annotation of a GenBank genome assembly